GGCAAGAAGAAGUGGGCCAAAGCAGUCCAGUACUUGCAGGCGCUAGACUGCGAGUUGCCGCCAGACAAGACUGGCGGGGAGCUGCAGAAGAUGGUCAUGUACGCCGGCGCCAAUCUCAGGAAUAGGCAGCUUGGGAAGCAGCCAGCGCAGGCUGUGGUGCAGGCGGCGGCGGCAGCGGCGGAGGCGGAGGCGGCAGCGGCGGAGGCGGAGGCGGCGGUGCCAGCCGCUCAGGCGGCGGUGGCUGCGGAGGCGGGGGCGGUCACGGCGGGAAGGGAGGAGGAGGGGGGCGCCGCGCUGACUCAAGCCGCGGGCGGCGGACACGCGGAGCUCUGCCGCUGGCUGCUGGCGCAGGGCGCAGCCGGCAGCGGCGGUGACGCCGGCGCACAGACGUCGCAGCAGCUACACGCGGCAUGGGGGCUGUGGGACAGGUCGGCGAUGGCAGCUGCAGCUCGAGGCGGUCACUUGGGACUCAUGGAGGAGCUGUGGGCGUGGGCGCACGAGCGCGGCCUGGUGAGCAGCUCAGUAGAGAAGAGGGGCCGGACCGCGCCUCAGCCAGCCUCAUCACCGGCACCUGCAGUGCUGCAACCGCAGUCACUGCCUCAGCCAGAACCGCAGGUGCCACGGCCUGCGGUGGCAGCCGAGGCGGCAGCGCAGGGCGGGGCAGAGCAGGCGCUGAGUGGGGACACACGCGGGGGCGAGGCAGAGAGUGGGGGGAAGGGCAGCAGCCAGGACGCAAGCGACAGCGGCGGCGCCAGCACCAGCAGCGCCACAGUGCCUGCUGCCGCGACGUGCGCCAAUCAUAGCCUGGCGUGGGGUGACCUCGCGGCUUGGCCCAUGGUGGCUGGAGCCGCACACUCAGUUGACGUGGACACACUAGAGCAUCUGCUAUGCAUGGUGCACGGCGGCGACGGCGCGAUCGAGACGUGGCAGCCGCAGCAGGCACUGCACGGCGGCCCGCCCCCCAGUCGGUCGCUACUGAUGGACCCGGUGCUGGUGCCGUACAUGCAGCGCUCUGCCAUUGUGGCGGCGGCGGCAGGCAGCGCCGUGGACUGGGACUUGAAGAUUGAAAUGCUGGAGGCACGCGGCAUCGUCCAAAUCCUCCCCGGCUGCUUGCCGGAGGCUACUGCCGCCGCUGCGAGGCUGUGGCCGCCGGCACGGGCCCUCCACCGUCUCAACUGGCUGGUCCAGCGCGGCUAUGGUGUCUCCUACCUAGCUACACGUGCGGCCACCCUCGCGCUCAUUGAGGCUUCUAAGGAGGAAGAGGCGGCAGCCGCAGCUGCGGCCGCGGCCGCGGCUGCUGCAGCCGCGCUGCGGGAGCUGAGCGGCAGGCCAUUGGAGGCGGGGGUCGCAGGGGUGGGUGGUGCAGGAGCAGGCGUGGCGCGCACGGGCGCGGGCCGGGUGUCAGGGUCAGGUGAGGCGGCGGGUGAGGUGGGGGUGCCAGUGGACAAGCUGGCGGUGCUGGAGUUCGUGCUGCGGGCUCAGGCGCGCGUCACUGACGACACGGCAAACAUGGCCGCUGCCGCUGGACUGCUGGAGGUCCUUCAACUGUUUGACGGGAGUCUCAACGUGCGCCUCAACGCCGAUGCACUCAUGCUGGAGGCCGCGCGGGCGGGCCAGCUGCACGUGGUCAAGUGGUUGGCCGCCCGCCACAACGGCGAGUGCCAGCUGUCGUACGCCGUACUGGCGGCGGCGGCGGAGGGCGGCGCGGUGGAGGUGGCGGCGUGGCUGCACCAGCAAGGCUUGGAGCCGAAAUCCGAGUGGGCAGACCGCGACUCGAGGGCAGUCAACGAUGCGUUCCCGGUGCGUGCCGCGGCGGCGGGCGGCUCGGCGGCGGCGCUUCGCUGGCUGGUGGAGAAGGGCUACCCUGUGACGGAUGACGGUUCACCGUACGUUCUCGCAAUCCGUAACGGCGACGUGGUCACGCUUCGGAACCUGCGAGCGCUGGGCUGCCGCUGGGACCCGCACUCGCCUCAGCUGGCGGCGGCGGCACGCAGCGCGCAGCUCACGUCGGGCUGCGCCGCGGUGGUGUUGUGGCUGGAGGAGCAAGGCCUGGACCUGGAGAGCGUGGAGAGGGCCGCGCGCAAGAGGGCAAAGAAGCGUGCGGCAGCGAUGGCAGCGGCGCGCGCGCGUGAGACUGCCGCGGCAGCCAAGGCGGCAACGGAGGCAGGGGCAUGUGGUGGCGCUGGGCAGGGGUGGCUGGCUAGCUGGUGGAAAAGUGUCAGGGAGCGCAUUCGGGCUCGGCGAUGGCAGAAGCACCCCCAGUGCGGUGGGGUAGUUGUGGUGUAAGAGUGACAGGGCAGCCUGCUGCGAGACGUUAGCGGUUCACACACACCGGCACUUUGGCAGGUGCAGGUGCAGGUGGCACCCCCCAUGUCACAUGUACGGUAUAAUCAGCAGGACAGGGGGCUGGCAUAUGCGCGCUAUUGGAAUGCAGAGGAACGCAGAUGCUCAGAGAGAAGUGGCUUGAAGCUAUUGUCUUGGCUGUUAGUACACCAGGUCAGCAGCGGUGCGUCUGUACGCCGUGUGUGAAUUGGUUUUGAGCCUUAAUGGUGGCCA
Molecule: messenger RNA, 2556 nt
Organism: Chlamydomonas reinhardtii
Lineage: Eukaryota; Viridiplantae; Chlorophyta; Chlorophyceae; Chlamydomonadales; Chlamydomonadaceae
Exons: 7
Coding region: 91-2286 (731 amino acids)
Source: RefSeq, a predicted model, not a curated record